AUGGAACUCAUGACCCUUAAGCCGUUGCUUGCUUCAAAGCUAAACGUUUCAGGUUUCAGCCCUAUGCAUUUAGCUCUGCAAAACAACCACAUUCCAUUGGUGAGAGGGUUUGUGGCACUCGACAGCAGCUUAGUCAGAAUCAAGGGAAGAAGAAGGAUUACUCCUUUGCAUCAUGUGGCUCAGAUAGGUGAUGCAGAAUUGUUGAGUGGAGCUCUUGUUAGCUUGUCCUUCUUCCAUAGAAGAUUUGUGAGACGGCUUUGCACAUUGCUGUGGAGAACCAACAGCUUAUGGCAUUUAAGGUUCUAUUGGGAUGGCUCAAGAGAGCAAACAGGAAGGAAAUCUUGGACUGGAAGGAUGAAGAUGGUGCUGAAGUUACUGCAUAGAACCGUCAACGUAAAAGCUAAGAACUUGGAUGGCAAAACAGCAAUGGACAUACUCCAAACUCACCAAUCUCCUUGUUUCCCGGAAGCAAGAAGACUUCUCCACAGUGUUAAAGAAAAACUUCUUUGA
Messenger RNA from Brassica rapa (field mustard), 510 nucleotides. RefSeq lists its product as uncharacterized. The record is from RefSeq and is a predicted model, not a curated record. Lineage: Eukaryota; Viridiplantae; Streptophyta; Magnoliopsida; Brassicales; Brassicaceae.